AUGGAAACUCUGUUAUUUUGGUUGAUACUUUUCACCCCUGGAUGGACCCUCAUUGAUGGAUCUGAAAUGCAAGAGGAUUUUACGUGGCACAUAAGAAAAAUACCCCAGGUUGUCAGUGUGAGGACUUUCCAUCUCACUAGCCCCACGUUUGAAGCAGAUGCCAAGAUGGUGGUAAACAGAGGGUGUGGCAUCGAAUGCCAGAAAGAACUCCCACCCCCCAGCCUUUCGGAGCUGGAGGAUUCUCUUUCAUAUGAGACAGUUUUUGAGAACGGCACCCGAACCUUAACAAGGGUGAAAGUUCAAGAGCUGAUCCUGGAUCCCACUCAAAAUAGCACCACAAAAGGAGCAUCUGUUAGGAGAAAGAGACAGGUGUAUGGCACAGACAGUAGAUUCAGCAUCUUGGACAAAAGGUUCUUGACCAAUUUCCCAUUUAGUACAGCUGUGAAGCUCUCCACAGGCUGUAGUGGCGUUCUCAUUUCCCCCAAUCACGUCCUGACAGCUGCCCACUGUGUUCAUGAUGGAAAGGACUAUGUCAAAGGAAGUAAGAAGCUAAGAGUAGGAUUGCUGAAGAUGAGAAAUAAAGGUGGCCGCAAGAAACGUAGAGGUCCUAAGAGGAGCAGGAGAGAAGCUAAUGGUGGUGACCAAAGAGAAGGUGCCAAAGAGAACGUGCAGGAGAGAGCUACAGGUGGGAGACAAAGAAAAGAAUCUGGUCGGGGUCAGAAAGUCUCUGAAGGGAGGCCCUCCUUCCAGUGGACCCGGGUCAAGAACACCCACAUUCCUAAAGGCUGGGCAAAAGGAGGGAGUGGAGACCCUGGCAUGGACUAUGACUACGCUGUCCUGGAGCUGAAGCGGGCUCAUAAAAAGAAAUACAUGGAACUCGGAAUCAGCCCCACCGUCACGAAGAUGCCAGGCGGAAUGAUCCACUUCUCCGGAUUUGAUAACGACAGGGACGAUCAGUUGGUCUAUCGGUUUUGUAGCGUUUCUGAUGAAUCCAACGAUCUCCUCUAUCAAUACUGCGAUGCUGAGUCGGGUUCCACUGGCUCUGGGGUCUACCUGCGUCUGAAAGAGCCAGACAAAAAGAACUGGAAGCGCAAAGUCAUCGCGGUCUAUUCAGGCCACCAGUGGGUGGACGUCCACGGGGUUCAGAAGGAUUAUAAUGUCGCUGUUCGCAUCACUCCCCUCAAAUAUGCCCAGAUUUGCCUCUGGAUUCAUGGAAAUGAUGCCAACUGUGCUUAUGGCUAA
Messenger RNA from Castor canadensis (American beaver), 1242 nucleotides. The record is from RefSeq and is a predicted model, not a curated record. Lineage: Eukaryota; Metazoa; Chordata; Mammalia; Rodentia; Castoridae.